Sardina pilchardus (European sardine) is the source of this 2885-nucleotide messenger RNA. RefSeq names its product tapasin-related protein-like. The coding region runs from base 86 to 1378 and encodes 430 amino acids. Lineage: Eukaryota; Metazoa; Chordata; Actinopteri; Clupeiformes; Clupeidae. The transcript is spliced from 7 exons. The record is from RefSeq and is a predicted model, not a curated record.
UUGCUGUUGUUGGGCUCUUUGAAUGGGUAGCUUAUAUGUGCCGUUUUGAAAAUGAAUUUGAAAAUGAGAUUGAAUUUAAAUCGCCAUGGUUCUGAUAUGUGCUCUCCUUUCCGUGGUUUUGACAGCUGUUCUCUCCCAGUCUAAACAUGAGGUUCGCUGGCUGCCAUGCGAGUUUAUUGACGAACAUGUUGUGAUCGUCGAGGAACUCGUUUUAGGGAAGAAGAUGAACAUAUCGGAAACAAAAUAUCAACAUCGAAAUGCUGGACUGCAGUUUGGCAAUCCCGGAGACAGGCCAGUGCGUUCGGAUUUAAUAACCUUCCUCGCCACAGCCUCCAAGGUGGACAUGCGACGGUACAUGAAAGAGGGAUUGGACACUCUUCAAUGCGAGGUGCGCAGGUACCGUACGGGCGCUUCGCCGGUACGCUGGCCCAGCAUGGGAGCCCAGGAGCACGACAACUGGUUUACCUGCACACUGCGCCACACAGAGGGACAUUUUGUCAUCACUUCUUUCCUCAGACAUAGUCCCAGUGUUCCCGAUGUUAUGCAGCCAAACUUACAGUGGAGUCCAAUUGCAGAUAGAGACAUAAUCACCACUACAGCUGUGGUGUUGAUGUUCAGCAACACCCCCUCUGUGGUGGUUGCCCUGAUGGAGGAGCAGACGCUGAACUGUGAGUUUGCUGUAGACCACAAGGCAGCCCACCUCACUGUAGAGUGGUACCUGCAGCGCAACGGUUAUCCCACGACCAAGCUCUUCAGCUACGCCAGCCACACCGGCCAAAGCGAGGGCAGUGGCGUGUCUGUGAAGGCCAUUGCUAAGGGAGAUGCGUCUCUCAAGAUUCCCCUUACAAGAGAAACCAGUGAGGGCACCUAUGUCUGCUCUUUGCACAUACCUCCACUCUCAGGCAGCUGCAACAUCCCCGUGGAAAUCAAGGAGCCUCCCUUUGUGUCCCUGAAUGUGAACUCUGAGGUGUCUCUGUCUGAGGGGGAGUUGCAGAGGGUGGAUUGUGAGGCGAAAGGCUACUACCCCCUGGACGUGCACAUGGAAUGGGUGAGGAAGUCUGUUAACCCAGGAACGAGUCACGUGUUUGAAGUGCUGAAUACUCUAGGUAUUGUCAAAUUCCCUAGCCAUCGCCACAACCCGGAUGGCACCUACUCCAGCAUCGCCUAUUUCCUGCUCAGGCCCACCCUCCAGGACUCUGGGUACCUCUACACAUGCAGAGUGUCUCACAAAGCUCUGCAAAUGCCCAUCCGGAAGAGCUUCACCCUCAGUGUCACAAGAAAGGAUUCAUAUAUAUGGUACCUACCUCCUCUUUUGAGUAUAAUUGGAAUCCUGGCUUUGCUACUGUCCAGACGACAUGCAGUUGCAGGAAAAGCAUAAGACUCAUCCCCACAAAUAUAGUCUGGUUACAACCAUAAGAUUGAACAUUAGUAUGGGGAGUCUGGGUUUUCUACUGCACAAGAGGCGUGAUCAAUGGACAUCGUUCAAACGACUCUAUACGCAUGGAUAGUCCCUCAGCCAAUCAGACCAACGAUCCGGUGUGCCUUGUGGAUAAGCUAGCUUGUGAUUGGACACAAAGGCUGUGGACAGGAAGCAUGCAGGGGAGAUAGAUGUGCAGGUUUCCAGCCUGAGCUGCCAGGCAAAAUCCCAAUUUGCCGGAAGGUCAGGCAGGGUUUACCCAGCCUGCACAAAUAUGCAGCUAAAAGCAGUUUUAUAGACUGGGAAAACUGCUUCUUCGAUCAUCUUCUUCUGGCUAGAAUGUCUCUGGCCGUCCCUAGAACCAUAUAAAAGCUUUGAAAUUUGCCACAUUGGGGACAUUUCUAUGAUUCAACCUUCUGCACAAGUUUUAUAUGGGGUAUGAUGGGGCUACUCUCACCAGCUCUCUUCAACCUGUACAUGAACAAGUUAUCCAACCAAUUGACAGGCUGCAAAACUGUCUGUAUAAUUGGUAACACCUUGGUAAAUCAUGCUGGUGAUAUGACCAUUUUCUCUCCCAGCUGGCUUUCAGAUACUGAAUAUAUGCCUUGAAUAUGGGGUGAAAUAUGGGGUGAAAAUGAGGCGUAAUAUGUAAUGUAGGCUAUAAUGCUAAAUAGAAUGCCCUCUUGAUGUGAAGGACAGAAGGGGACAAAGAUCUUUGUUUUCCAGACCUUUUCCUUUAUCUGUUACAAGUGAUUGGUGUCUAUAGCAUAAUAUGGCUAUGGCUAUGGCUAUGGCUAUGGCUAUGGCUAUGGCUAUGGUUAUUUAGCAGACGCCUUUGUCCAAAGCGACAUACAAAUAAAUAACAAUACAAAUUAAAUUAACAGUGAACAAUUACAAACUAGGGAGAAUAGUAAUAUUAUCAGUAGAACAUUAAUUUUAAGCACUAACCUAAUGAGAAAUAAAACAGUGAAAUGAGAAUAGCAAUCAAAUAAGUCACUCAGUUAAUUAUAUAUGAUAAUAAUAACUAAAGCAUGGUAUGGCUAAAUUUAAGGACAAUAGCAAAAUAAAUUUCAAAUUCUAUCAAUAGACAAAUUAUAACAAAACAAUACUAUUAUACAAACCAUAACACAUCACAAACUCAAAGGACUAAGUGCAUAUUAAAUAAAUAUGCCUUAAGACCCCUCUUAAAAGAUCCAAAGCUGUUGCUGGAACGGAGAGCACUGGGUAACUCAUUCCACCAACAUGGAACCACUGAAGAAUCUGAGUCUGAAUCUGAGUCACUACAUUACAGAUCAGUUAUCUGAUAAUGAUCGCUUAUUAUACAGUAUGCCCAGAAUAACAUGUUGGCAAGAAAAUUACACAUGGGCAGAGAUCAUGUCAAAAUUAUAAAAAGUAGACAAUCCACGCACAUCCUAUUCAACCUGGGUGCCGGAACUUCAGAAAAGGCCAUACAAAAAGGAUAAAAAGU